Helianthus annuus (common sunflower) is the source of this 1934-nucleotide messenger RNA. Its product is annotated as pentatricopeptide repeat-containing protein At2g22410, mitochondrial. The record is from RefSeq and is a predicted model, not a curated record. Gene Ontology annotation, biological process: RNA modification. Gene Ontology annotation, molecular function: protein binding; RNA binding. Bases 127 to 1839 code for a protein of 570 amino acids. Lineage: Eukaryota; Viridiplantae; Streptophyta; Magnoliopsida; Asterales; Asteraceae. The transcript has a single exon.
AUUAACCACACCAACGUAUGAUAAACCCUUCUUCAACCUGUCAUUAUACAACUAUUAUACUGACGAAGACGUACAUUACAGUCUCCUCCACUUCAGAGAUGCCUGAUUAAUCUCGUGUUCGUGUUGAUGGAGAAAUUGAUAUUCGUUAAACACCUUCACGCUCGGUUGAUCAGAACUCAUCUUCACACUGACCCAUCAUCGAUAUUUCCCGUAAUCCAAUCAUAUUCACUUCUUUCAAACAAUCUGCACAGAACCCAUUUCGUAUUCGAUCAAAUUCAAAGACCCACGUUGCCAAUUUGGAACAUUGUGAUACGAUGCUUCUCACAGAGCAAUCAACCUGCUUUUGCACUCCAACUGUUUGACGAAAUGCGUGAACGAGGAUUAAACGGAAAUAACCUGACUUCAAUACACGUUUUGAAGGCUUGUUGUCGGGUUCAAGAUGUUGGGUUUGGAGGGAAAGUUCACGCUCAUAUUUAUAAGAUGGGUUUUGUAUCAUAUCUUUAUGUCUGUAAUUCUUUGAUUCAUAUGUAUGGUUCUUGUGGACAGUUGGAUUGUGCGAAGAAGGUGUUCGAUGAAAUGCCUGAGAGAGAUUUAGUUUCUUGGAAUUCAGUUAUUUGUGCGUAUAGUCAAUGUAACAGGUUUAAAGAGGUUUUGAGUCUUUUUGAUCGCUUGCGUGACGCUGGUUUGAUCCCUGAUUCGGUAACAAUGGUGAAGGUUUUAUUAGGAUGUAUCAACAUAGGUGACAAGAGUAUUGCAGAGUCUAUGGUUAAAUACAUUAAAGAUAAUAACAUUGCGAUUGAUGUUUACCUUGGAAACACGUUAAUCGAUUUACAUGGACGGUAUGGUUCGGUGGUGUUGGCAAGAGAAGUGUUUGAUCAAAUGAACGAGCGAAAUAUAGUUUCGUGGAACGCUAUGAUCUCGGGUUAUGUUAAAGCGGGUGACUUGAUUCAAGCGAGAAAACUAUUCGAUUUAAUGCCAAAACGGGAUGUCGUUUCGUGGACGACUAUGAUCACUGGCUACUCUCAAAGUGGUCGGUUUUCUGAUUCGCUGAGUCUCUUUCUUGACAUGAUGAAAACGAAUAUCAAACCCGAUGAAAUCACGAUCGCUAGCGUGCUCUCCGCUUGUGCGCGUUUAGGAUCAAUCGACACGGGCAAAUCUAUACACGACUACAUCCGUAAAAACAACGUAAAACAGGACUUAUACGUCGGGAACGCUUUAAUCGAUAUGUAUUGCAAAUGUGGUUCAACCGAGAACGCACUUAAAGUGUUUGAUAAAAUGCCGAUAAAGGAUUCGGUUUCCUGGACUUCGGUCAUUUCCGGGCUCGCGGUGAACGGAAAUGCCAUUUACGCGCUCGAGCUGUUCUCAACGAUGUUAACGGAGAACGUGCAGCCAACUCAUGGAACGUUCGUAGGGAUAUUACUUGCGUGUGCGCAUGCUGGUAUGGUAGAUAAAGGGUUGGAGUAUUUCGAAAGCAUGAAACGCGAUUAUAAACUAAAACCGCAAAUGAAGCAUUACGGAUGUGUCGUUGAUAUGUUAAGCCGAUCGGGGAAGGUUGAUAGAGCAUACGAGUUUAUGCUACAAAUGCCGAUAGCCCCGGAUGUGAUAAUAUGGAGGAUAUUAUUGGGUAAUUGUAAGCUUCAAGGAAACAUGGUUCUAGCUGAAAUUGCAAGUAACAAGCUACUUGAGUUAGAUCCUUGUAAUAGCGGGAAUUAUGUUUUGUCGUCGAACGUUUAUGCUGGUGCGGAGCGAUGGGACGAUGCUAUGAAAAUGCGAACGUUGUUGAACGACGGGGAUGUGUUGAAACCGACUGGGUGGAGUUCUUUGCAUCCAAACAACUGAAUAACAAAAGGAUAUUUAACUCUUUAUUGUAACAUAGAGAUAGAUGUUUCAUGUUUGUAUAGUAUUUUGAUCCUUAACAAAUAUUUUAUAGGUUA